AUGUUGAGUCAAGUCUACCGCUCUGGGUUCCAGGCCUUCCGCCAGCGUCUCCUGCCCGGGGUCCAGUCCACAGCCCUCUCCAGAUCUCGAGCUACAGACCGUGUCCAGCCUUCAGCCAUCAGACAUGUUCGUUCUUGGAGCAACAUCCCCUUUAUCACUGUCCCCCUCAGUCGUACACAUGGCAAGUCUUUUGCCCACCGCAGUGAGCUGAAGCAUGCCAAGAGAAUCGUGGUGAAACUUGGAAGUGCCGUAGUAACCCGGGGGGAUGAGUGUGGCCUUGCACUGGGGCGCCUGGCAUCUAUUGUUGAGCAGGUGUCAGUGCUACAGAAUCAAGGCCGAGAGAUGAUGCUGGUGACCAGUGGAGCCGUGGCCUUUGGCAAGCAACGCUUGCGCCAUGAGAUCCUUCUGUCUCAGAGCGUGCGGCAGGCCCUGCACUCAGGGCAGAACCAGUUGAAAGAGAUGGCAAUUCCAGUCUUAGAAGCACGAGCCUGUGCAGCCGCCGGACAGAGUGGGCUGAUGGCCUUGUAUGAGGCCAUGUUUACCCAGUACAGCAUCUGUGCCGCCCAGAUUUUGGUGACCAACUUGGAUUUCCAUGAUGAGCAGAAGCGCCGGAACCUUAAUGGGACACUUCAUGAGCUCCUCCGAAUGAACAUCGUUCCCAUUGUCAACACAAAUGAUGCUGUCGUGCCCCCAGCUGAGCCCAAUAGUGAUCUCCAGGGGGUAAAUGUUAUUAGUGUUAAAGAUAAUGAUAGCCUGGCUGCCCGUCUGGCUGUGGAAAUGAAAACUGACCUCUUGAUUGUUCUUUCAGAUGUAGAAGGUCUCUUUGACAGCCCCCCAGGGUCAGAUGACGCAAAGCUCAUUGAUAUAUUUUAUCCCGGAGAUCAGCAGUCUGUGACCUUUGGAACCAAGUCAAGAGUAGGCAUGGGUGGCAUGGAAGCCAAGGUGAAAGCGGCCCUCUGGGCUUUGCAAGGUGGCACUUCUGUGGUUAUUGCCAACGGAACCCACCCAAAGGUGUCUGGACAUGUCAUCACAGACAUUGUGGAGGGAAAGAAAGUUGGCACCUUCUUUUCUGAAGUAAAGCCUGCAGGUCCUACCGUUGAACAGCAGGGAGAAAUGGCUCGAGCAGGAGGAAGGAUGUUGGCCACUUUGGAACCUGAGCAGAGAGCAGAGAUUAUCCAUCAUCUGGCUGAUCUGUUGACGGACCAGCGUGAUGAGAUCCUGUUAGCCAACAAGAAAGACUUGGAGGAGGCAGAGGGGAGACUCGCAGCUCCUCUGCUGAAACGUUUGAGCCUCUCCACAUCUAAAUUGAACAGCCUGGCCAUCGGUCUACGGCAGAUCGCAGCCUCCUCACAGGACAGCGUGGGGCGUGUUUUGCGUCGAACCCGAAUUGCCAAAAACUUGGAGCUAGAACAAGUGACUGUCCCAAUUGGAGUCCUGCUGGUCAUCUUUGAGUCUCGCCCAGACUGUCUACCCCAGGUGGCAGCCUUGGCUAUAGCAAGUGGUAAUGGCUUAUUACUCAAGGGAGGGAAGGAGGCCACACACAGCAACCGGAUUCUUCAUCUUUUGGCCCAAGAGGCCCUCUCAAUCCAUGGAGUCAAGGAGGCCAUACAGCUGGUGAAUACCAGAGAAGAAGUGGAAGAUCUUUGUCGCCUAGAUAAAAUGAUAGAUCUGAUUAUUCCACGUGGCUCUUCCCAGCUGGUCAGAGAUAUCCAGAAAGCUGCUAAGGGGAUCCCGGUGAUGGGACACAGUGAGGGGAUCUGCCACAUGUAUGUGGAUUCAGAGGCCAGCGUCGAUAAAGCCACCAGACUGGUCCGAGACUCUAAAUGUGAAUAUCCAGCUGCCUGUAAUGCUUUGGAGACUCUGUUAAUUCACCGAGAUCUGCUGAGAACACCAUUAUUUGACCAGAUCAUUGACAUGCUGAGAGUGGAACAGGUGAAAAUUCACGCGGGCCCCAAGUUCGCCUCCUAUCUGACCUUCAGCCCCUCCGAAGUUAAGUCCCUCCGAACUGAGUAUGGGGACCUGGAAUUGUGCAUUGAAGUGGUGGACAGCGUCCAGGAGGCCAUCGACCACAUCCACAAGUAUGGCAGCUCGCACACAGAUGUCAUCGUCACGGAGAACGAGAAAACAGCAGAGUUCUUCCUCCAGCACGUAGAUAGUGCCUGUGUGUUCUGGAAUGCCAGCACUCGCUUCUCUGAUGGCUACCGCUUUGGACUGGGAGCUGAAGUGGGCAUCAGUACGUCACGGAUCCACGCACGGGGACCAGUAGGAUUGGAGGGACUGCUCACUACAAAGUGGCUACUGCGGGGGCAGGACCACGUGGUCUCCGAUUUCUCUGAGCACGGAAGUUUGAAAUAUCUUCAUGAGAACCUCCCUGUGCCUCAGAGAAACACCAACUGA
Puma concolor (puma) is the source of this 2397-nucleotide messenger RNA. Lineage: Eukaryota; Metazoa; Chordata; Mammalia; Carnivora; Felidae. The record is from RefSeq and is a predicted model, not a curated record.